AUGAGUAGCCCAGGUGUGGCAAACUCCAGUCAGAACAAAGAGACUCACUCAGAUUCCUCCCUGCAGCUAAUCCUCACCAAUCUACACAACGUCUUAUUCUCCUUGCUUGACCUUGAUGAACUGUUUUUGGACUCUCCUCUCCAACACUGGUACCAGGGGAGACUCUGGCUCAUUAAUGAAGAACACCAAAGUGCCUUUAUGUCUGAUGCCUCUAGAGCCGAGAUCCUGAGAAAAUAUGGUGGCACUUACAUGGAUAUGGAUGCCUUGACUCUUCGACCACUUCCAAACAGGACCAAUUAUUUGGGGCGAAUUGACAAUGAAACAAUCACUGGAGCCAUCAUAAGCAUUGUCAAAGGUGGGCAUCAUCUAAGUCAAAUUUUGGUCAAAUCUCUUCCAGAAGCAUUUGACCCUUUCCAGACUGAGAGCAUUGGCCCUUCCUUGGUCACCUCUGCCCUGAGGGAGUUGUGCCCAGGGAAUCUGACCAGCAGCACUUACUCUCGACGCCUCUCCAAUGCUUCCAAUGACGACGAAGUGUCUGCGUACCUGGAAGACACUUCGCCAUACUUUCAAACUCCCGAAAUAUGCUCUAAUCUGACCAUUUUUCCUGAGAAAAUGUUUUAUCCCAUUGGCUUCCAUUUCAACACGGGAGAAAGAUACCUCUUAUUCAAAAGAGGUCAUGGUUAUGGACAAAAAUUCUUGAGGACUUCAAAGGCAUAUAGUUUGCAUCUCUAUAGUUCUCUGACCUGGAUGGAGGAAGUUAUGUCAGGUGGAGAUUCCAUUAUGGAGGAAGCCAUGAGGAGAAACUGUCCCAGUGUAUAUCAUUACAUAAAAGGAACUGAUGGACGCCUUUGA
Macrobrachium nipponense is the source of this 852-nucleotide messenger RNA. Its product is annotated as lactosylceramide 4-alpha-galactosyltransferase-like. Gene Ontology annotation, molecular function: hexosyltransferase activity. The transcript is spliced from 4 exons. NCBI's taxonomy places the organism in Eukaryota, Metazoa, Arthropoda, Malacostraca, Decapoda, Palaemonidae. The record is from RefSeq and is a predicted model, not a curated record. Gene Ontology annotation, biological process: glycosphingolipid biosynthetic process. Bases 1 to 852 code for a protein of 283 amino acids.